Molecule: messenger RNA, 1545 nt
Organism: Rhizoctonia solani
Lineage: Eukaryota; Fungi; Basidiomycota; Agaricomycetes; Cantharellales; Ceratobasidiaceae
Exons: 3
Coding region: 1-1545 (514 amino acids)
Source: RefSeq, a predicted model, not a curated record
AUGCCGACUCCAACACCAGACUAUUUCCACCCAUUCUCGAGCGGGGACAGACCCCAGCCUGCGCCUCUGCUGCCCUCUUCACCUCACGCUGUGCUAUUGUACUUGGGAGCGGGCCUGGACUUGUACCCUGUUGCAUCGCACUAUGCCGGAUUCUCCACAUUUCUCUAUGUCGAUGCCAAACCACGCUUGACCCGUGCACCAGGGGACAGAGACCAUGCUGCAUGGAGAGCACCAGAGGACGUAGCGAGGAGCGUCAUCGAUCGGGCGCUUGGCAUGUUGGACCAAGGCUGGGAACUCGUCGCUCCCGAGAUUCUCAAGUUUCAAGGCAGAUUCGCAGUCACGAUGUACUAUAUCUUUGCUACGCUCGACUUUGAGCUCGUCCAGGUUGCCAAUUCUAUUCCGUUCGUAGCCACCCUGUUGGAGCGCGUCGAGGCCUUGUACGUUCACGGCUUAUACAUUUCACCCGAGACUGGACUGCACUUACCCAACCUCCGGACGGUAUACGCCAUUCCAGGUAACGCAUCGUGCGCAGAUGUCGAUUUCAUUCAAGAGCAUGACUGCACGCCCCCCGAUCCCAGCUCCCCAUACUACAUCCCCACCCGUGCUGAACAGGAACACUAUGAGCGUUUGUGUGCUUGGGCCGGUGUCAAUCCUCAUGCUGUUCCUCCGCCUGUUGAACUGGAAGUGUACGGAAACGAGACCGACCUGUUGUUGGAAAGAUUCGUCGGCCUGUCUUUGACUGCUCCGGUCAAACCGCCCAAGGAGCCGAAAGCAAAGGACAAGAAGGGCUCACGAAAGGGCAAGAGCAAGAUCUCCACUCGUGGUCCGCCAUUGCGAUUCGUGCUCAUUGACCAGAUCUCAUGGGACGAGGAUUUGCUUCGCGGCACGAUCCCGCCGCCGCCCGUUCCCUCGCGCACCGGUUUCGCAAACGAAGUCAUAGGAAGACCAAGCACGGCCGUCCGAAAAACCAGCAAUUGCUACUCGUCGGACGAAGUUAAACCCCGCCCACAACCGUCUAUCGAACAUCACCCGACAGAACCUACAUUACCCCCUCUCCCAACCACCUCGUCAACAUUCACACCCUCCUCUCUCCGCGGAUACCCCAGCAACUCGAGUCUACGCACACGAGCGUCGCUGAGAGGCUUUCCGUCCACCCAAUCCCUGCGUGGACUCGCCCAACUGCACCUCGCAUCACCCCCCGGCCCAGCUCCGAUCCGCGAGUCCCUCGAAACGGACCACGCGCGCAUAUCGCGCCCCAAGUCGGGCGGCGGGUCGUCCCAGGGCCUGGUCCGGUGCUCGUCCAAGCGCCCGGCGAGCGUUAUAAGAGGCGGCGGGUACAGAGUGUCCAAGUCCAUUCGCGAGGCCGAGCAAGUGUGGGAAGAGCGCGAUCGCAAAGAACGGGAGCGUAGGCGCGAGGAAAAGUCGAUGCGGGAGCGAGGGAUGAGCGACGUACCUACGCAGACGAAAAAGAGCUUCUUGCGGUUUAUCACCUAUGGAUUGUUUGGAUCGGAUGGAGGCGAGGGAAGACAUGCUCAUACGGUCUAG